This is a messenger RNA of Pocillopora meandrina, 1958 nucleotides long. The record is from the annotation of a GenBank genome assembly. NCBI's taxonomy places the organism in Eukaryota, Metazoa, Cnidaria, Anthozoa, Scleractinia, Pocilloporidae.
GGUCCCGAACGCAGUGUUUUAGAACGAUUAAAGGUCAUGGUUAAGUGUAUCAGGAUAAAACAUGUGUGUUCAACUUCCAUCAUGUAUGAUUUACAAUGGAUCACAUUUGCAUAUAAAUAACACAUAUUGCGUAUUCCUCCUAUUAAAUGAGUCAACUCGGAUCACGAUCCUACUCACGUAAUACGAAAAGGGAAGUUGAACAUUUUAUGAAAAUACCUUUGAUGGAGUCUUGAUCUGAAAGGUUUCAUUCUCCUGCGGAAUCGCAACAUACUCUACAUCCGAAAGUUGUAAAUUCAUUCAGGUGUAAGGUACGUUGGUUGAUUGUUUUGUCACGAACUUUUUCGAUUGUUAUUAAACCUUCAUGGUUUUUCAUUACUGCUCAGCAUUCUCAUUACACAGUUGAUCAAGAGCUUGAGCGUAACUCUUACAGCAACCUGAGAAAAAGUCAAACAUUUUAUCUUCUCCUUUCAGUCGUUUCCAAAAGCGUAAUCAUACAUUCUUACUGUAAACAGGAAAUUGUUUUCCAUUUUUCUCCUUGUCAUAAGGGAUACUGCAACGUAAGUGUACUAAAUAAGAAUUCCGUUUUUGCCAAUUAGCGUAUGACGAUGCAAUAACUUCUUUAUACCUAGACACAUAUAUCUUGACCUCAUACACGAAAGGAAAAGAAAUCCUGAUUAAUUUUCUUCAGAAAUAUUCUGUAACUUGCCCGAGUACUUAAACCGACCUACAUUUAUUUAUCAUCUGGCCAAUUUUCGUUUGCCUCAGGGGAAAAAUGUAAUAAAUAAUGCAAACAAGAUAAUUAAAUUCUUCGUAUACUUGCUCCAUUGUCAUUGCUCCUCUCCAGUAGGCCUGUAGCUUAACUUCUUUGUGCAGUAUUGCGAUAUUUAUGCUAUGCUUCUCUGAUUUUAAUCUUUCAUAAUUUAUUUCAUAGGAACGAAAAACAAGACAUUUCCAUAAUGAGUGAUCAACAAAACCAAAAUUCAUCGCUAAAUGGAGAUUCACAGGGGCGAAAUAGCGUGGAAAUUGUGCUGGAGUCCUUUACAGCUAUAAUUAUCUUCCUGGCCUCAAUUUUAACCAACUGCAUCGUUCUAUAUGUCAUAAGGACCAACCCUACCCUAAAAACUUUCACAAAUAAGAUAAUUGCAAACUUGUGUCUCGUUGAUAUGGCCGAAACAUUACUCAUUAUGCCAUUAUGGGUCACAAGCUUGAUCAAAGGACAAUGGAUCUUUGGCAAUAUCAUUUGUAACGUGUCAGGGUUUCUGUUCUUCGCAAUGGCAAAUGCAACUCUCUAUUCGUUACUUCUCAUUGCGCUCAGCAGGUAUUUCAAGGUCGUGAAACCCCAAUUGUAUAAUGGCAUUUUCUUCGCAAAGAAGAGCAGACCAAAAAUCCUUCUUGCUCUAUGUUGGAUUGUGCCUCUCAUCAUCUGCAGUCCACCGUUGUAUGGAUGGGGAAAGUAUAAGUUCUACCCACAGUCUUUUCUCUGUACGUUUGAAUGGUCAUUUGAUGGACUACACGUUUCCUACUUGGUCUUCCUUGCGAUAACACAACCAUCUCCUUACAUAAUUUGCUGGUGUUACUUCAAAAUUUACAACACUGUUCGACGAAACAGAAUCCAGAUUUGCACCAGAGCAAACCGUGCCGCUUGCAAAAACGCUCAUAACGCCGAGAACAUGUGCAUUCAUACUACACUGGGCAUAGCUUGCGUGGUCGUGCUUUGCUGGCUCCCAAAGGCAAUACUUGUUCUUUUGUUGGGAGGCGGAAAAAAAGGAUUAUCUUUGCCUUUAAUGAUAUCGAGUUAUCUUGUGUUCUUAGCAUGUUGCUUGAAUCCCAUCGUAUAUGGAAUGAUGAACCCUCAGUUCAAGCCAGCCUUCAAGGCAUUAUUUAUAAAAAGAGGGAUGAGGAAUCCUGACCUUGCUGCUUUUUCCACUUACUCGAUUCCAACGAUACAUUCAAAGUAG